Haliotis rubra (blacklip abalone) is the source of this 804-nucleotide messenger RNA. Its product is annotated as perilipin-4-like. The coding region runs from base 1 to 804 and encodes 267 amino acids. The record is from RefSeq and is a predicted model, not a curated record. The transcript has 2 exons. Gene Ontology annotation, cellular component: plasma membrane. Lineage: Eukaryota; Metazoa; Mollusca; Gastropoda; Lepetellida; Haliotidae.
AUGAAAUCCUCCAGUGAUGAAAGCAAGAGAUAUCUACAAACCUCCAAUGAUGAAAGCAAGAGAUCACUGAAAUCCUCAAGAAAUGAAAGCAAGAGAUCCCUACAAAUCUCCUGCGAUGAAAGCAAGAGAUCACUACAAACCUCCAGUGAUGAAAGAAAGGGAUCACUACAAACCUCCAAAGAUGAAAGCAAUAGAUCACUGCAAACCUCCAGUGAUGAAAGCAAGAGAUCACUGCAAACCUCCAGUGAUCAAAGCAAGAUAUCACUGCAAACCUCAAAUGAUGAAAGCAAGAGAUCCCUACAAACCUCCAAUGAUGAAAGCAAGAGAUCACUGAAAUCCUCCAGUGAUGAAAGCAAGAGAUCACUGCAAACCUCCAAUGAUGAAAGCAAGAUAUCACUGCAAACCUCCAAAGAUGAAAGCAAUAGAUCACUGCAAACCUGCAGUGAUGAAAGCAAGGGAUCACUGCAAACCUCCAGUGAUGAAAGCAAGGGAUCACUGCAAACAUCCAAUGAUGAAAGCAAGAGAUCACUGCAAACCUCCAAUGAUGAAAGCAAGGGAUCACUGCAAACCUCCAAUGAUGAAAGCAAGAUAUCACUGCAAACCUGCAGUGAUGAAAGCAAGGGAUCACUGCAAACCUCCAGUGAUGAAAGCAAGGGAUCACUGCAAACCUCCAAUCAUGAAAGCAAGAGAUCACUGCAAACCUCCAGUGAUGAAACCAAGGGAUCACUGCAAACCUCCAAUCUCCAACCUCCAAUCUAUAUCAGUGGCGGAUUACGAACCAUUGAGGUCCAGCCGAUACUGUAA